Coffea arabica (coffee) is the source of this 1471-nucleotide messenger RNA. Its product is annotated as auxin-induced protein PCNT115-like. NCBI's taxonomy places the organism in Eukaryota, Viridiplantae, Streptophyta, Magnoliopsida, Gentianales, Rubiaceae. Gene Ontology annotation, cellular component: cytoplasm. The record is from RefSeq and is a predicted model, not a curated record.
GUUGACUCCAAUAGUAUUACUCCUCUGCUCCUCCACUGGUUUUGCUCGUGUCUGGUUUUUGUCUGCAAAAUCAAAAAAUGGCAUCGUCAGUAGUAGAAGAAGUGAAAGUGCCAAGAAUCAAGCUGGGCUCGCAAGGUUUCGAAGUUUCAGCGCAAGGGCUCGGGUGCAUGGGCAUGUCAGCCUUCUAUGGGCCACCCAAGCCCGAGCCCGACAUGAUCAAUCUUAUCCACUAUGCUGCUAGCAGAGGAAUCACUCAUCUUGACACCUCCGAUGUCUAUGGACCCCAUACCAAUGAAUUACUUCUGGGCAAGGCUUUGAAGGGAGGGAUACGAGAGAAAGUGGAGCUAGCAACAAAAUUUGGGGUCAAAAUUGAGGAUGGAAAGCGGGAGAUUCGUGGUGAUCCAGCCUAUGUAAGGGCUGCUUGUGAGGCUAGCUUGAAACGACUUGGUGUUGACUGCAUUGAUCUCUACUAUCAGCAUCGCAUCGAUACAAGUCUGCCUGUCGAAAUCGCGGAGGAGUGGAACAGAAGAAAUUUAACCAAUCUGUUGAAUACCAUUGCAUAUAUAGGAGAACUUAAAAAACUGGUUGAAGAGGGUAAAAUCAAGUAUAUAGGUCUAUCUGAGGCCUCAGCUUCAACAAUCAGAAGAGCACAUGCUGUUCAUCCAAUAACGGCAGUAGAGUUGGAGUGGUCAUUGUGGAGCAGAGAUGCGGAGGAAGAGAUCAUCCCUACUUGCAGAGAACUUGGCAUAGGGAUUGUGGCAUACAGUCCACUUGGACGAGGAUUCUUCACAUCAGGUUCGAAGGUGGUUGAGAAUUUAUCUGAAGGUGACAUCCGAAAGAAUUUGCCAAGGUUUCGAACAGAGAAUAUGGAGCAUAACAAGAACCUGUACGAGCGUGUCAAUGUCAUCGCUUCAAAGAAGGGUUGUACCCCAUCACAGCUAGCAUUGGCCUGGGUGCAUCAUCAGGGAAACGAUGUUUGUCCCAUUCCUGGCACCACCAAGAUUGAAAACCUCAAUCAGAAUAUAGGAGCUUUGUCUGUAAAACUGUCUGCGGAAGAUAUGGAUGAACUGGAAUCCAUUGCUUCAGCUGGAAUAAAGGGUGAUAGACUUCCCCCUGGCUUUGAUAGUUGGAAAACCUCUGAUACUCCACCUCUGUCAACGUGGAAGGCCACAUGAAUACUGCCUUUGUUAUGCUAACAAUUCAUGUAGCUAUCUAUCUGAAUAAUGCAUUUUCACUGUUGUUGAGGGCUGAGUGAAUUGUAACUGUUCCAAUAAACUGCAACCUAAUUCAUAGUAUUGUGUUGAGGGUUGAUUCAUUUUACAGCUAUCUUAUACGAAGUUAAAAACUUGAGGUUGUAAUGGAUAAAAAUCUGGUCAAGCAAACAAAUUGCUUGCUGGUCUUGUUGCAGGACAAGCCAACAGUACCCUUGCUGCUGUUUGAAUAAGAUGUUUAUCUGGUGUAUUUCUGAACA